ACAAACAAAAUGGCGGCUGAAAGUCCAGUUGAACUCAUCGAGUUUAUUCGUCCCUGCAGAAACCAAAAUAACCUUUAUGUUACGAAUAUUAGUAGGAAUUUAAGCGAGGAUGAAGUUCAGAUGAAGCUCACACAGAUCUUUUCAAAGUUUGGACUAUUGUACGAGGUACAAGUCUUUGAUGCAAGGGAAAACACAUCUGAGGAACCUCAAAGUUUCUGUUACCAUGACAAUGAUACACGAAGUUCCUUGUAUGCCUUUGUUAAAUUUUACUCCACCAAAGCUGCAGCAAGAGCUCAGAGGGAAACCAAUGGUAAAUGGCUGAUUGGGGGACAGUUUCUCAAGGUACAAUUUGCCAAUCGCAAGAAAGUUGUGGAAACACCAGCUCCAUUGUACAUGGCCAGAUGUACAGAACUGGCUAACCAUUACUUAGGAUUCAAUGGAUGGUCAACAAAGAUUGUUAAGAUUGAGAAACUUGAUGAGAAGACAAUGGACGACCAAGAAAUUAGUGCUUUUAUGUACAGAUCUAUUGUAAGAUUAGARAUCAAAGCUCAUGAUUGUUACUGUGAAGGUAUUGGUUACGGUGGUGAUAGAAAAACAUUAAAGCAAGAGAAGGACCCCUUGAAGAAACUAGAAUUGACAGCAAUUGCAAAGAAGACUGCACACAGACAUGCCUUUGAAAAUGCAUUCAAGAGAGUAAUCAUCAUCGCUUUGGAUAACGGCAAAGUAUCAGUUGAGAUCAACCAGACAGAUGUAUCAGACUGYGAGCUGAUUGGCUUAUCAGAAGAUGGGGUUGUUCAUAUUAAUCAUGUCGAAGAACACACUACCAACAGUGAUGAGGAGAUUGAAGAUGAAGACAUACUUGAGGCAUUAAAUGCUCUGAUSGAUCCUACAGAGAAUUGAACUCAACCAUAAUAAUUAUGUAGUGGAAGCACUAAAUGGGACAACAUUUGAAAAGUGAACCAAUCUCAAUGUGACAAGAUUGAAGAUAAAAAGAUACUUGGGGAAUUAAAUGCUCUGAUAGAUCCUACAGAGAAUUGAACUCAACCAUAAUAAUUAUGUAGUGGAAGCACUAAAUGGGACAACAUUUGAAAAGUGAACCAAUCUCAAUGUGACAAGAUUGAAGAUAAAAAGAUACUUGGGGAAUUAAAUGCUCUGAUAGAUCCUUUAUUGGAUUAAGCCCAUCCAUAAUUAGAGUAUAGGUACACUAAAUGGGAGGACAUCAUAAAGUUAUUCAAUCAAGAUGUAAAGUGAAAUCUGUAGCCGAUCAGGAGAGAGCAGAAUUAUUGUCACAUUGAACUUAUAGCUAAUCAUCUUUCCUUCUCAUGGUCAUCGAUAGCAUCUUAGUUGUUUGUCAGUCAUUUAACCAGACGUAAGCUGGGUUGCUUGCUCCUGAUUGGCUUUGGUCAGAUUACCUAAUUUUUAGUCUGCAUUAUGAUUGGUUAACUCUGUUUAAGUAGUCCCAGUUACUGUGUCUGCACUUUGUAACAAGUUUAAUAGACAAGACGACGCUAUUCAAUGGGUACUUUAURCCACUUUAUUUGAAUAUGUUUCAAGAGAACUGGGAAUAAAGGAGCAAAAAAGACUGAUGAAUAAGCUUAAUCAUUAGUCUUUUUUGCUCCUCAAUUGUGAAUAUGUAAAUCAGUGCUUGUUAUCAGUAUUGCUGACGAUGGGAGCUGAAUAUCUCGAAACAUGCUAAAAUAAAAGCGUAUGAAGUACCGCUUGAAUAGCAUCGUCUUGUCUAUCAAACUUGUUGAAUAGUGUCAUCUCAAGAUAUCAACUAGUGUACAUGAAAAAAUAUUUUAUGAAGGAAGACAUAUAUCUAAUAACUGCA
Messenger RNA from Actinia tenebrosa (Australian red waratah sea anemone), 1831 nucleotides. RefSeq names its product RAD52 motif-containing protein 1-like. Gene Ontology annotation, molecular function: RNA binding. Lineage: Eukaryota; Metazoa; Cnidaria; Anthozoa; Actiniaria; Actiniidae. The record is from RefSeq and is a predicted model, not a curated record. Gene Ontology annotation, cellular component: nucleolus.